Messenger RNA from Cephus cinctus (wheat stem sawfly), 11766 nucleotides. RefSeq names its product titin (gene e(y)3). Gene Ontology annotation, cellular component: transcription regulator complex; histone deacetylase complex. Lineage: Eukaryota; Metazoa; Arthropoda; Insecta; Hymenoptera; Cephidae. Gene Ontology annotation, biological process: negative regulation of DNA-templated transcription; regulation of transcription by RNA polymerase II. The transcript has 18 exons. The record is from RefSeq and is a predicted model, not a curated record. Gene Ontology annotation, molecular function: transcription corepressor activity. Bases 506 to 10984 code for a protein of 3492 amino acids.
UGUGGUCUGUGGUAUCCAUACGCCGUGGACUCGUCAGAAGUGAUCAAAAGCGUUUGGCGUCGGUUUUGAGAAAUCAUUAUUACGAAAAAAUGACCGUUUACAAGAUCCGCAAUAGAAUAUGACUUGUCCAUUAAAAGGAAAUAAAGGGAAUGAUUGAAGAUUCAUAUUGUGUUUGAAUAAAAUAUCCGUUGCAUAUUUGUGAAGUGAAAAUCAAUGAAUUUACCAAUGAAAAAAGGUUGGUUAUACCUCGCAUACGUUGAACAUAAAUAAAUGGCCGCUUUGUUUAUUUAUAAACUUCAAGAAAAGAAUUUAAUACAAGACUGGGCUUAUGCGAUUGGAGAUAUUCAAUUAAUAGCAAGUGUGGUAUAAACAGUUUCUUCUGCAAGAAGAAUGCAAUAUAUUAGAAUGUAAAUCAGGCUAGGAAAGUGCCUGUAAAAUUGAACAUAAAUCAGGUUUGCGGGCCAGUGAGGCAAGUACGGUACUCUUUGUACUGUGUACCAAAACAAUGUCUGAGAGUCCUAAUAUGGGCCUAUUUGGCUCAAAAGAUGAAAUUAAAGAACCUAAGGAGGCUACAACAUCAAAGGAAACUCUUCCUUCAAUUGUACCAUAUUGCAUCGACAGUGAUUCCGAGAGUUAUGACGAUAAAGCCUUAAGCAUUAUGGAUAUCAAUGAUAUUAUUGGUGUUCAAUCUGAUCCUGUUGGAGAUUCUACAUUGGAAAGUGAAAUUGCUGCUCUUUCUCAAAUUAUUACGGAUUCCAAAAGUGACUCCAAUCAAAAGUUUUUAGACAUUGAUUAUAGUACAUCAAGAGAAGAUACAAAUUUGAAUGAACGUUUUUCUUCUGUUAAGGAUAUUACUCAGCCUAGUAUCCAGGCAAGUGAAAAUACAUUUUUAGGUAGGGAAUCAAAUUUUGUAACUGCUGCUAAACCUAAGUCCACCACCACUGCACAACAAAGUAAGAUUGGAAAUGAACCUGUUGCCAGUGUAUCUAAAAAGGAAUUGAAUACUUCAUCAUCUGAAUCAUGUAACUUGGUUGAGUCCAAGGAAACAGAGUCUGAUGAUGGAGAAUCAAGUAAAACAAUGGAUUUUAUUCAAGAUUCCAACAGUAAAACAGCAGAUAGUAUAACUAUCCCUGAAAAAUGUAAAUUGGAAGAAACUGAAGAAGGUAACGUGGUUGAUAAUGAAGUCCUUGAUAUCAAAGGCAAUGUAGAACCUGAGCAGAAACUGGAGUUACCAGUACGUAAUCCAUCUUCAGAGGAUGUGCUACAACAGACUGAGGAAAUUAAAGAUGAUGUGCAACCUGUGCUUGAUGAAAUACUUAUUUCUGAGAAAGAAAUAGAUCCAGAAUUAACUGGUAUUGAUGGAAAUGCAGAAUUGGUAGCAAAAGAUUCAUUAGAAUUAAAAGUACAAUCAGUACAGAAAGAAGAAUGUGCUAAUGAUAAUUCAGAAAUUCCUAAAACUACGAAUGGAAACGAUUAUAAAACAGAAAAAGAUCAAGGAGGGAAUAAAGUGUCUGAUACCAAUAAUGAAAAACCCGAACCCUCAGAGACAAUACCAACAAUUCAGGCAAAGGCUGAUCAAGAAGAAGUAGAAACAGCUAAGGAACCAGACUGUAAUAUUAAUGAAGUACUAACUAAUACUGAGGAAGUUGAUACAAUUAUAACAGCCAUUCAAGAAGAAAAUACAGAUAGUGAUACGAUCAUUAAUGAAAAGAAUGUUGAUGAGGUUACAUCAAAUGUUCCAAAAGUCAUUCAAGAAGAUGAAGCAAUUCCUUCUGUGGGAACAAAAGAGGAACCAAUAAAAACUGUUGAAACAGAUAAUCAUUCGAUUGAAGCUACGGAAAUAGAAACUGUUGAAAGAAAAGAUGAUAUUCAACAAAAAUUAGACUUGCCUCUACCUCCUGAAAAAUCUAAUGAAGCGAUGCUAGUAGAAGUUGUGAACGAGACAGUGGAAGUAUUAACUGAAGAUAAAGUGGACAGUUCAACAGAAGAAGUGGAUAAUCUAGUUGAAAAAAUGGUAUCACAAGAUCCAAAAAUAAAUGAAAGUAAUAUAAUGUGCGACAUUGCAGAACCUAUAAAAGAGCAGUUGCUUGUAGACGAGUCAUCUCCUGCAGGAAGUGAAGAAGUAGUAUUUGAAAAGAAACCAGAACAGAUAAUUAGUGAACCAGAACUUGCUGAAGAUAAUUUUAUACACGAGUUAAGUCCUGCAAAAGAAGUAAUGGAAAUACCGAAUGAGGAUGACUCGUCAACAACCUCACAUAUUUCUGAUAAUGUUGAAACUCAAGAAACAUUACCAACAGAGCAAGAACCCGCGGGAACUGAAAGUCUAUUACCUGCUGCUGAAGAACCACCAAUUUCGGAAAAAAUUCAGGACGAACAUUUGGUCAAUAAGGAAGCGGACGUUGGUUCAUCUGAAAAAGUAUCUUCGCAAGAUGACCCGCAAAUUAUCGUAUCGAAUGAAGAUUUUGAUGAAGCUCCCCAAAUUUCAAAUACGGUCUUAUGUACUGAAUUUACGCCAGAGAAAGUAGAGAAUGAUCUCACUGAAGUUUCCACUGUGAAGCAAGACGAAAUACAGUCUUCAGAAAGUUCAUUACCAAGAGAAGUUAGUACUGUGGAAGAAGUAGCUGAAAGUUUAGAAAUUGUGAGUGAGAACUUACAGGAUAAAGAGGAAGAGGAUAAACAAAAAUCAGAAGUUGAAGAAGUCAAUACGGAGGAGAUUAUGAAAGUACAGGAAGAGGAAAGAAAAUCUGCUGAAGAUAAAGUAGAACCAGAAAUUGAAAAAGGUGAGAUGAAUGAUGCGUCAAAAACGCAGCUUGAAGAGAAAGACUCAGCUGAGAAUAAAAUUGAAGUUGUAAUUCAAGGUAUUAUGCAACCGAAAGAUAAUGAAGAAAUCGCAAACAGUAUUGCUCAAGUGCCAUCAGAGCUGCAAGAAGAUAACAUUGAAGAUAAUGCUGUGACUGUUGAAGAGAGUCAAUGUAAAACUGAAGAACCAGAGUCUUGUGAUAUUAAAGUCAUCCCUGAGGAUAAAAUUGUGGAAGAUGUAGUACCUGAAGAAAUAGUUGCAAAGACGAGUUCAGAUGAAGAUUUGAAAUUGCCUUUAUCAAAAUCAGAAGAUCUACAACAACAGUCAUUAGAAUGUACUGAGGAUACUACUUCAACAGAUAAAGCAGCAUCAGUUAUUGAAAAGUCAAAGAAUCUGCCUGAAGGACAAGUAAAAGAAUUGGAAGACAUUGGAAAAAAAACCAAACUAAAUCCACCAUUAGAAGUUGAAAAUAAAACUGAAGCUCUUUCAAAAGAGAUAAAGAUAGUUCAAGAGGAACCUGUAGAAGAAAUCCGUAGUCCAUGUCCAGCGGUGGUUACUGAAGUUUUGCCAGAUGAAAAAAUAGAAGUAACAGUAGAUAAAGUAUCUCAAGAAUCUGAUGAUUUAAAAAAUAUUCUAGACACGACAGCAGGAGUAGAUGAAAUGUUCACUGAUGAUCAAUCUCAAGGUACACAAAAUGUGAUGAGGAAUAUUCUCGAUACUGUGGACAACGUAGCAGACAUUCUGAGGAACGUGCAGCCUUCUGCGAUGGUUGAUGAUUUUAAGAGUAUCUUAGCGAAUGAAGUAAGUGUUGAACAAGAGAUUGCUGAAGUUUUAUCUCAUUCCAAUGACUUGCCAUUGGUAGAAGAAAAAGUUGAAGAUCUUCCAGACAAGCUCCCAGAGGAUUCUAGUGACUUGUUGAACAAGGAUUUGGAUGAUCCAAUAGGAACUCAAAAUAUAGAUUCUCUGGAAGGUCUUUUAGGCUUGGACCUGAUACCGGAACCAGAGGAUCCAGUGUUGAAGGUGGAACCAGAAACAUCAAAAGUGAUAGCGGAAUCUCAUGAUGAUGUACAACCCAAGGAAAAAGGAAUGAAUGUACCUUUAUUAUUAGAGGAUUCGGAAGAGCCAGCAGUGACGCCGCAACAUCCAAAUUAUAUAACAGACGUUAUCAGCAACUGUUUAACGACUACAAAUAAGUCAGCGCAAGAAGAUGAUGAUACUAGCGCAAGCAUUGACAAGAUAGUGAGCGACCAUAACGAGGAAAAGAAGUCGACAAAUUUAUCAAAAAUUGCAGAGAAUGUUAUUUCGGAUUCCACUAACAAGGAGGACAAUAAUAUUGAUUCUCAGUGCCAAAUGGAAACAGUCUCAGUGCUGGAGGAAAACGAGUUAGAAAUGUCUUUCGAGUUGACUACAGGUAUCGAAGAGAACCCUUUGGAAGAUGUUAGUGUUUUGGAUAGUGAAUCUAAGCUUGAUUUGGCUGAAGAUCUUUUAUUGGCUACUGCGAGUCAAGCUGAAGUUCUUACUGAUAGUGCAUCACUCAUCAGUGUUUGUCAGCCAAAUUCUGAGAUGUUAGAAUUAGAGAGUGCUGUGAAGUUUUUACAAGAAUCUGAAGAACAAGCUAUAGAUUCGCCAUUGGGAUUAUCACCAAAAAUUAUUCACAGCGCUGUAGAUGAUAUUGUAGAACAGGCUGAUGCUGGAUUAUUUGUGCCCGAAGCCGUUCUUUGUGAAGAUUCCUCAGAAUUGGUUGCUGAAUUACAAGGUAUCGCCUCUGAUCCUAUCGCCAUAUCUGAAGCGGAAAUUAUCUCAGAAGCGACUAAAUUGGAGAACGAGCGUAAGGCUAAACUUUCUGAAACUGCUAAAACUAUUCCGGAGACAUCGCCUUUCUUAGAUAAUGAUUUAUCAGUCUCAGAAAUUGAUAAUAGUUUACCCAGAAGUAAUAUUGGUGUAUUGGCUAUUGCAACACCUAUAGAGGUGGAAGAGAAAAUUAAGGAAAGUUUAGUUAUUAAACAAGAUACAUUGAAUCCGAUAGCAAAGUUGUCAGAAAAUAUCUUGACUAUGUCAGAUUCGCUACCAAAAAUGUCAAUUUUGGAAGAAAGAUUGAAGGAGCCUCCUAAAAUUGAAAUACCCGUACACGAUAUGUCCAGAAUUUGCGAAGCACCAACUACUCCAAAAACAAGUCUUCUUAUUCAGAAAGAUACUAAAAUGGCAGCAUAUCAAAAGAUGUUGGAGUCUCCAAAGAGUGCUGAGAAGACUGAACUCAAGAUCAUGGAUACACCACGUAAGGAUUCCGAGAAGCAUGAUUUUGAGAAUGUUGGUUCCCCAAGAAUAAUAUUAAAAAUUGCCAAAUCCGCAAUAGCCGAUUGCGGUGAACCAAGAUCGCCAAAGAGCCCGAAAAUACGUUCAGCUGCGAACUCACCUAAUCCAGAGGAUAGUCCAGGACAGAAACUGGGUAAGAUUAAAUUGAAAUUAUCAAAGGGUGGUCAUCCCUCGAUUAUUUCAAAUGAGAACGUAGAUGAGAGUGCGCAAUGGCACACAGAAGGCACGUCCUCACCAUCUCCAAUUGGCAUGAAAAUAAAAUUAUCAAAGACUGGAGAUGCUUCUAUCAUUCCUCCAGAUAAGCAUGAAGCCAAUGAUGAGCCUAGGGAGGUGAAGCACAAAUUUGAAGAGGCUAAACGAAAUGAAUCACCUUUAGGAAUGAAGUUUAAAUUAUCGAAGUCGGGCGAUGCUUCGAUUGUCCAACAAGAUUUCAAGGAGACAAUGUCAAAGCAUAAAGAAAAAUCCGAUGUGGCUCAGGAAGCUCCAAAGAGAACCGAAUCGCCACUUGGUAUGAAGAUCAAAUUGUCAAAAUAUGGUGAUGCUUCGAUUAUUCAACCCGACAAACAGGAGGAGCAUCGAGAUAAAUUAGAAAACAUUCAGGAAAUUCCGAAGAGGACAGAAUCGCCAAUUGGUAUGAAGUUCAAACUCUCAAAAACUGGUGAUGCCUCGAUAGUGCCGUCUGAUUUGCCUGAGGAAAGUAGGGAGUCGAAGCCAAGAGAGAAGUCAGAAGUACCUCAAGAGAUUCCAAAGAGGACUGAUUCGCCUAUUGGAAUGAAAAUAAAAUUAUCAAAGACAAGAGGAGGUGCAUCAAUUAUACAACCAGAUUCUAUUGAGGAGUCUAAGGACAAAUUGGAAAUACCAGAUGUACCAAAACGUACAGAAUCUCCACUAGGGAUGAAAAUAAAAUUAUCCAAAUCUGGAGAUGCUUCAAUUAUUCAUACUGAAGUUACCGAAGAGCCUAAAGAAUUUUCAUCAAAGUAUAAAGAAAAGUCGGAAUUGGCUUCAGAGACGGGAAAACAACUGGAAUCCCCAAUUGGAGUAAAAAUCAAGGUAACGAGAUCAGGUGAGGCAUCUAUAAUACCACCGGAAUCAUCAGAAGAGACAGAGAGUCUUCAGGAUAUGCCCAAGAGAACAGAGUCAUCGAUUGGUAUGAAAAUAAAAUUAUCAAAGAGUGGAGAUGCUUCCAUUAUUCAUCCUGAUAAAGAGGACGUCGUCGAGGAACAGAAAUUUAAGGAGAGAACCGAGCCGCAUCCCCUGGACAUCCCUAAAAGAACAGAAUCGCCAAUUGGAAUGAAAAUCAAAUUAUCAAAAACUGGAGAUGCAUCGAUAAUUCAAUCGGAAUUACCAGAGGAAACUAAAGAAUCCGUAGCCAGAACAGUACUGGCGGAGAAACCUGAAGUAGAGAUUCCCAAACAAUCUGACUCUCCACUUGGUAUGAAGAUAAAACUAUCAAAGACAGGUGAUGCUUCUAUAGUGGAAUCCGAGAAGAGAGAAAAAUCUCAAAAAAGAAAAGAAAUUGACUCUCCCUUAGAGAUGAAGAUUAAAUUAUCAAAGACUGGUCAUCCGACUAUAGUUACUUCUGAGACUUAUGGGGAAACUUCACAAAAGAUUAAAGAGUCUCACGAUCAAGGUUCACCUCAAAAACACAAAGAUCCGGACACUUCCAAGGAAUCUCCAUUGAAAAUGCUCAAAACCGCACAUUCAAAUAUCCUACAAGGUAAUCGAACUGAAUUGACUAUCGAACCAGUUCAAUUACCAGCUAAAAGGCAAGAUGGUGGAGUCGAGUUAUCACCAAAGCGUAAGGAAGUUAUGAUUUCUCCGGUAGAAGUAAAGAAAUCAAAACUGGAAACAAAACUGUCACAAAUCCUACCAGAGGUAACGAUACAGCCAGUAACGUCAAGAGAACAAAAACAAAUGUUGUUCGAGUCAAAGAACAGUGCGAUCAGCAAGCAACAGAUGAAUGUGAUAAGUCAAGAGAUCAGUAUUACUCAAGUGAGAUCACACAAGCCUCCCGAUCUUAGCAUGAGUGAAAAACUUAAAGAUAUACUAAACAAGAAUCCUUCAAGUUCGCCUAUGAGUUCGGAUUGUGAGAUAAUUGAACAUCGACCAGAGUUGAUCAUCGUUAAUGAGAAUUCAAAUUCAAGUCAGGAUGUUGUUAUCAUCGAAGAGGUUCAACAAGUUCAACCUUCACCUCAAGCAAAGCUUCCUAAGAAAAGAGGUAGACCCAGAAGAAUACAACCACCACUACUUAUUGGUCCACCUACAGAUCCUCUGGCAUUGGAUCAAGCUAUUCCCAAAGCAACUCCAAAAGAACCCAGAGAAAACGAGAGACCGAAGCGUACCUGUAGAAGUCAGAAAAGUUAUGCUCCACCUAAAAGAGGACGUGGUCGAGGUCGUGGAAAAAGAAAAAUGGACAAGCUCGAAGUUCCCCUAGGAAAGAAACCAAGAAUAGACGAGGAUUUGACUCUGAUUGAAAAUUCCACCAUGGGACUGAUUACCCUGGACAAUUCGAUUCCUCAGCGUGAAAUGUCAGCGACGAAAACUUCUGAACUAUACAAGGCCCUGAAACAACCUCCCAUGGAUCGUAAAGGUAUAAGUACUUUGAUGAAAAUUGGACACCAAAGUAGUUCCAGCGUUCAGAAGGAAUUGGAAUUGCAAAUGGAGUCCUACAAGGAUGCACUCGCUACAAGCUCAAGAGUUCAGAUCCAAACAGGACCCAUGAUAAUAACACAACAAUUAUUAGACAGAAAGGAUGAAAAUAUUCCGAUGCAAUUAAUGCCGGGGAUUAUGGGAAAAUCUGAAAUCUUAAUUAACGACAAAAAGUCAAUCCACAAGCUCGUCGAGGAGGCAAAAUCCCAUCCUGUGGACAGUAAGGAUAUACUUAUAGUGCCAGAACAUCAAAAUUGGUUAACACCAUCUGCUAAGAGGCAAACCGAAGUGGCAGCUAGAACCGAGACAAUCUCAUCCGUUCAAGUGAUCGACGAGGAGACCAGAAUGAGUGCGGAAUCAAACUCAAGAUCACACACUCCAGCUAGGAACAUGACAGUGCCAACCUCGGAAACGAUAGUCAAUGAGGAAUCUCAAGGGAGCGUUCUCAGCACGGCGACAACCGAGUCGGAGAAGGUGAAGGUAAAGAAUCGAAGAAUGGAAAUAAAUUUUGAUCCCGACGAAGGUCCCUUCACCGUCGACAAAAUCGCCGAAUAUGAAUGGCCCUUGGACCGCAAGGGUGAGACCUUUAUGAUCCAGGAACAGAUAUCCCAGUACCUUGGUGUCAAGUCAUUCAAGAGAAAAUAUCCAGAUUUGAAAAGAAGAAUGGUCGACAUGGAGGAAAGGAAUUAUCUAAGAGAAAACGCACUUGUCAGCGAAGCCAUGUGCGACAUGGGACUGACAGCUGUCUGCAGUUCAGAAGUACUGGAUGUGAUGUGUAGCGAUUUUCCUGAUCAGUACGAAGAAUAUCGUAAACACAUGAGAGAGAAACAAGUGAAGGAACAUUCAAAGAAGCAAAAGGAGUUAACAGCAGCAGCAAACGCCGAGAGGAACAGGAUAGACCUGGCGGAAAUGGCGGUACAGUCGGCCCUCUCUUGGAAUGUGAAUCUCAACAAAGCACGCAGAGAAAGUCGGAAAUGCAGUCUAGAUCUACAAAGCUUCACUAUUCACGUACCUAAAAAACAACUGAAGGUCGAGACUGAAAGAGAAAUCAGUCAUUAUCCUGUGGCAUUGAUACCCGGACAGUACACUGAUUACUAUCGCGAAUACACGCCAGCUGAAUUGAGAUACUACCCAUUGAACACUGUGCUAUACGGACCAAUGAGACCGAACGAACGUAAAUUUGACAGCCAGUCGGAAGGUUCACAGAGUGACAGUGAUAGUGACUCAUCGUCGGAUGAUUCGAGUUCAUCGUCCAGUGAAGGCACCCAGGAUACAGAGGAAUCUCAGUCGACGAUGGACGAGGUGGACAUGGAAAUAGCAGCGCAAAAGGAUGAGAACAAAAGUGCAAAGUGUAAAAUGUGCCUGAAGAGUUUGAACAAGCAAAACAAAUACGAAGUACUGAUACAAUGCGGCACGUGCAAUGGAAAUGUUCAUCCCUCGUGCAUAGAUCUGACACUAGACAUGGUGCCUCACAUUCGAGCUUACUCCUGGCAAUGUACAGAUUGUAAAACAUGUGUACAAUGUCAUGAUCCUGCAGAUGAGGAUAAGAUGCUCUUCUGUGACAUGUGCGACCGGGGCUACCAUAUUUACUGCGUUGGUCUGAGACGUGUACCGCAAGGAAGAUGGCACUGUCAGGAAUGUGCAGUCUGUGCAAGUUGUGGCUCCAGAGAAGCCGGUGGUGCGAAUUCGGAUAGAAACAGCGUAGCUUUGUGGCAGCACGAGUAUAAGAAGGGCGAGAGAAACACUCGUGUUUACGUAUCGACCUUCUGCGUACCUUGUUCGAAGCUAUGGCGAAAGGGUCGCUAUUGCCCACACUGCAGUCGAUGUCACACUGCCCCACGGCUCGACCUGGAAGCGAACCUAGUGCAUUGCAGCGCAUGUGACAAAUAUCUGCACUUAGUUCCAGCUGAAAAAAUUCGUGUUGGUCGUGAUUAUCAAGUCAUUGUUCCAGAAUUUGUUCCAGUUAAUGAACGACGCUUGGAUCAAUGCCCUGACCGGGCUUUACUCGUCUGGUCUCCAACAACAGAUAUUCCUGAUCAAAAAUUGGAUGAGUAUAUUAUAUUAGCAAAAGAAAAAUAUGGUUACAAUGGCGAACAGGCACUGGGGAUGCUUUUCUGGCACAAACACAAUUUGGAACGUGCUGUUCUGGACCUGGCGAAUUUCACACCAUUUCCUGAUGAAUGGACGGUUGAAGAUAAAGUUUUAUUCGAACAAGCCUUUCAAUUUCAUGGAAAAAGUUUUCAUCGGAUUCGUCAAAUGCUUCCAGACAAAUCCAUAGCUAGUUUAGUUAAAUAUUACUACAGUUGGAAAAAAACACGAACCAGAACGUCAUUAAUGGACAGACAAGCCCGAAAACUAACAAGCGGCGGUAAGGAAGGAGAGAAUGGAAGUGAAAAUGGAAGCGAAUUGGGUUCCAACACUGAUAGCGAGUCCGAGGAAAAAAAAUGGACGAUCCACCGCGGAAUACGCCGUGGAAAGAACCAAGCAGUGCCAGGAAGCCAAGGCGCAGACGCUAAGGCCUCGUCCGACUCGGAAAACGUCCCUCAGGUUCAGGGUUCAUGUAGCAACUGCGGCGUUGCUUGUCAUAGUGUUCGUGCGACGCCCAAGGGACACGCGUGUCAUAGCUGCUAUCUGCACUGGAGGCGCACUGGUGUUGCGAGGCCACUGAGUUCCAUGCCGGGUCGUUCGAACAAAAGAAAACCUCCCCGUGGACUGGUUGUAAAUCACGAUGACUUGGCGGCAUUGGCUGGCCAGCCGAACCAAGCGAGCAACAGCCUACAAGCUAUUGACACCGAAAUCGUUAGCCUCAAGCGACAAAUCCAAUCGAACAAACAGCAAGUGAGUGCAUUGAAACGUAAAACUGUCGAUGGGAUUGAUGAUCUACGACCACCUGAGGUAUCCAGUCGUAUAAAUGCACGAUGGACCAACGACGAGUUACUCUUAGCUGUACAAGGUGUCCGAAAAUAUGGCAAAGACUUCUCCGCAAUUGCUGAUGUCAUUGGUACAAAGACAGAGGCCCACCUACGAUCGUUCUUUGUGAACUAUCGACGAAGAUAUAAUUUGGAUGCUGUGCUGAAAGAGUACGAAGCUGAGAAUGGACCUAUUCUUAUUGACGAUGAGAAGGAGGAAAAGAUGGAAGUUGAUCAGACCUCAAGCAACGAGACAGCGGAAACAUCACAGAAAGCGAAAGCUUCCGUUGGCCCCGGUCAGACGGCUAAAUAACAAACAAACAGCUUAAUAAGUACCAGUAAACGGGAAAAAUUAACUUAAAACUAUGAAUAAUGAAAUUAUUAGGCGAGAAGAAGCGUUCGUGUCCUGAAAUUUGUGAGGAUCGUAAGGAUUGUCGGACUCGACGCUUCGUCAAGAGGUUUGUGAAAUAUUCGAAUUUAAUAAUCGUGAUUCUCAGACAGUAGCGCUGCCAGAGAACGGAUGAAAGUGUACGCUGAAAGUUUUUUCAAACGGUGUUGAUUUAUUUUUAAUUCUAAAUAUUGCUGACGAUCACUAGGUAGUCGAGGUACGAUAUUUAAUAUAGGACGCUCAGGGAUUCCUCAUGUUCUACAGCUUCUAGCCAUGCACACCUUGUUCUAACGCAAUUAAGACAAAUAAAUUGUGCCCUAAAUCAGAAAAAGUCAGUGAUUGUUUAAAAAUUACAGAAAAUAACGCCUCAUUUAUGGAUUGCUAGUAUUUUCAGGGACUUUAAAGACUUAUCGCGAGCAAUAAGUUGCCCACUGAAGGACAAUGAACAAUUUCACACGGCUGGUCCGAUCUUUGUGACUCACAAAUACGCGCACGGGUCUCUAGUGAAUCUACCUUACAUUGACUUUCCUAAAGAGACAACCUCAAGCGUCAAUUCGUAAAGAUCCCACUUGAUGUACAGUUCGCACAGUAACACAAAACUCAUUUCACGGACAUACAUUUUUGUGAGUUUUAAAUGUUGAGGCUAACGAGGAAAGAACAAAAAAAGAAGCACAUAUCGUGACUGCACCAAAGAGACACGCGAACAA